CGCCAAAUACUUUAUUUUAAUUAUAUUUUUAUGAGGACAAAAUGUGAAAAGGGUGUCCAUGUGUUAUUUUUCUUCUUGUUUUGUGGGUUAGCUGAGCUCGGCACACAUCCGAAAGAAUUUGAAGGAAAAAAAUAUGGCGUUGCAGGCUGGGAUGUCCUCCUCCAAGGUUCUCGUCCUCGUCGGAGCAGGUUUGACGGGUUCGAUUGUAUUAAGGAGUGGGCGAUUAUCUGAUCUUAUACUGCAGCUACAGGAAAUACUCACUAGUGUAAAUGAAGCUGAGAUAUCUCCCAAGUACGAUAGUGAGAUUAUUGCAGCUCAGAUUCGGCAAUUGGCACAAGAGAUCAGAGAGUUAACAUUAACUCGUCCUGUAAAUAUCUUCAAUGGGAAUUCAUCAUCUAGUGGGAGUUAUGCAUCUUACAUUAUGCCAGCUGCUGCAAUUGGUGCAGUAGGAUAUUGUUACAUGUGGUUGAAGGGCUGGUCAUUUUCUGAUGUGAUGUUUGUAACAAAGCACAAUAUGGCGAAUGCUGUUGCAACUGUGUCAAAACAAUUAGAAGAUGUAUAUGAAGCUGUAGCUGCUACAAGAAGGCAUUUAACUAAGAGGAUCGAAAGCUUGAAUGCGAAGCUGGAGGAGGAGAAAGAAACAACUCUGCUAAUCUCAAAUGACGUGGAUAAAGUGAUGUCAAAUGUUUCUCAAAUUGGGGUUGAUGUUGAAAUAAUUCGUCAAAUAAUGUCAGAGAUGGAAGGGAGACUUGAGGUUUUUGAGACCAAACAGGAUGUGACUAACUUAGGUCUCUGGCAUCUAUGCCAAGCAGCUGAAGGUUUCCAAAAAAGAGUGGAUGUUAAACCUAUACAGGAUGUAUGUGCAAAGCCAGCCAAGAAUUCCGGAAUAAAAUUUGAGGACAAAUCACUCAAGGGCCUUCAAUUCCUUACUGAAAGUAAAGAGCCAAUUACUGCGAAGAAAUUGACAAAAAGCACAGAUAAAGAUGAUGCACUCAACAACUUCAUUGGAGAAAAGGUACCACUAAAGAAAACAAGUAUACAUAGAACAUAUCCUGUUGGUAUUUCUUUGACAAAGGACUUUUUAGGCUCUGUUCUGUGAAAAUCUUGCCAUCUUUGGUUUAUUAUUCUUCCCCCCACAAAAAAAAAAAAAAAAAAAACAAAGAGCCCUCUUCCUGACUGAUUUUGAGAACUUGGGAUUUUUGUUGAUGGGAAAUAAGUCCCCAACUUAGGAGAAACCUGUGUAGUUUUUCUGACUUGUUCAUAUUAAGAAGUAUUCAACAUUUUCAUUAUUCUUUCCCUGUAAUCGGGAAAAUACAUAGCAAAUGCAAUAUAAUAUAUUUUUAUAAGGUGAGGGAUUUGAAUGUAAAACCUCAACAUUAAAGUGGGGUUAUGUAAGGGACUACUACGUGUAGUUAAUGUUGUGCGUGAAGAAUAAAGCGCCUUGACAUGGAAAUGGAAUGUUAUUCCGACAAUGAAUUUUAUAUUGUUUAUCAGAGUGAAUUUUAUA
Messenger RNA from Cannabis sativa, 1507 nucleotides. RefSeq lists its product as uncharacterized. Lineage: Eukaryota; Viridiplantae; Streptophyta; Magnoliopsida; Rosales; Cannabaceae. Bases 134 to 1099 code for a protein of 321 amino acids. The record is from RefSeq and is a predicted model, not a curated record. The transcript is spliced from 11 exons.